UUUUUUGAUGAAGCCCUCACAAUUGUGGAAACGGAUCGUCGUCUGCAUGCUGCAGACCUUCAGCUGAUGCAGCGGCGGAUGGGCGACAACACUGAUACCGUCAUGCGGCGGCUUCGGCAGGAGCUGGAGGAAUGUCGUGCACUCUCAUUGGUGGAAAAGGAGCAAAAUGCCGCUCUGCUCGCCGCGCGUGAGGCGGAGAUUGAGAAGUUGCGAGGGGAGCUGAAGCGUGAAAGGAGGCGACAGAGACGCGUUGAGGAGCGACACCGGCUGGAGUUUGAGGGCGUGAAUAGUGAGGUGAGCCUCAUGCGGCAGGCGGUGCGGGCCAUGGAGAAGCGAGUGUACUACUCACAGUAUCACAGCCUCUCCGCGUAG
Molecule: messenger RNA, 372 nt
Organism: Trypanosoma cruzi
Lineage: Eukaryota; Euglenozoa; Kinetoplastea; Trypanosomatida; Trypanosomatidae
Exons: 1
Source: RefSeq, a predicted model, not a curated record